Molecule: messenger RNA, 127 nt
Organism: Cetraspora pellucida
Lineage: Eukaryota; Fungi; Glomeromycota; Glomeromycetes; Diversisporales; Gigasporaceae
Source: the annotation of a GenBank genome assembly
UGUGGAAGGGUUGUCAAGUUCAGGGUCAAAGAAGGAUCUUGUGAAAAGGUUCGCAUCAAGAAUGUUAAGCAAGAUUAAAGGAAAGGCUGAAGAAGUUAAUAAUGUGUUGCUGAUAAAUGAAGAAUAG